AUGGCACUGGCACACCACAAAUUUAUGAUUAUUGUUCUAUCGGAGCUUCUUGCUAUUAUUGCUCUUGCCAUUGCUUUAAUUUUUUCAUUUCUACAGUGGCGGAGGCGUCGGCAAAGACGGGCACAAAGGUGCGCAGAGUCCUCGAAUGCAUUCCUUAGAAUGUUCAGUUACGAGGAGUUGAAGACCAUAACUGGGAAUUUCAGAAAUAAGCUGGGCAGCGGCGGAUUUGGUUCAGUGUUCAAAGGAACUCUAACAGAUGGUACGCUUGUAGCCGUAAAGAAACUGGAGGUUUCAAAGCAAUGUGAAAAGCAAUUCCGAACGGAAAUCAACUCUGUGGGAAUCACAAAUCACAAGAAUUUGGUGAGGCUUAAAGGAUUUUGUGCACAAGGAUCACGAAGAUUACUGGUUUAUGAUUACAUGUCCAACGGAUCUCUAAAUUCUUUCCUUUUCACAAAGAAUUCAAAACGGCAAUCGAAGAUACUGGAUUGGAGAACCCGAUUUGAGAUCGCAUUGGGUACUGCAAAUGGAUUACUUUAUCUGCAUGAAGAAUGCAACGAUCGCAUCAUUCAUGGCGACAUAAAGCCUGAAAACAUUCUGCUAGAUAAGGGUUUUAGUCCUAAGUUGGGGGACUUCGGCUUAGCAAAGCUUGUAGCUAGAGAUUUCAGCGAGGUACUAACGACUACCAGAGGAACGAGAGGAUACUUGGCUCCCGAAUGGGUCUCUGGCCUUCCCAUCACCCCCAAGGUUGAUGUCUACAGUUUUGGCAUGACUCUCUUGGAAAUCAUAUCAGGCCGAAGAAAUCUGGACCUAAAUGUGCAAGAAUCAAGUAGGUGUUACCUUCCAGCUUGGGCUAAAGAGCAAAUUUGUCAGAGAAACAUGAUAAAUAUUGUGGAUAAAAGAAUUGCAAGUGAUGCAGAUGUCGAAGAGGUGAGAAGAGCUGCUCUGGUAAGUUUGUUAUGCAUUCAAAAUGAUGAGAAUGUCAGGCCAAACAUGGCACAAGUGGUGCUGAUGCUUCAAGGUAGGAGAGAGGCUUACACCCCACAGAUCCCAACCGUGACGAACCAGCGAGUAAAAGACGGAGGGAGCACAGAUAGCGAUAGCGAUAGCGAUUGUAUUGUUUGA
This is a messenger RNA of Cryptomeria japonica (Japanese cedar), 1122 nucleotides long. Its product is annotated as G-type lectin S-receptor-like serine/threonine-protein kinase At2g19130. Gene Ontology annotation, biological process: protein phosphorylation. The transcript has a single exon. Bases 1 to 1122 code for a protein of 373 amino acids. Lineage: Eukaryota; Viridiplantae; Streptophyta; Pinopsida; Cupressales; Cupressaceae. Gene Ontology annotation, molecular function: ATP binding; protein kinase activity. The record is from RefSeq and is a predicted model, not a curated record.